AUGUCAGUGAACACCGAAUCUUCCUCAUACGAGCCACUUAUUUAGCAAACUCGCAGCUCAAAAAUUAGAAAACAAGCAAUUGUUACUAUUGCUUCUGUUGCUCUAAUAGCUGUUGGCUUCGCACAAAUAUUUGGAUAAUCUGAUAGUGAAGGCUUCCUUGGAGCUAAAAAUUAAAUGUCACUAGUUGGAGUGUCUCAGUAAAUAAGCAUACCAGGGUAAAACUUCAUCGAUGUCUUUGUCGAUAAAGAUUUAAUCCUAGGUUUAACCUAUAAGUUCUCAAAGAAGAAUGCUAUUGCUUAUUAUGCAAGAGCAUAUAAUCCAUAUGAUAAAACCUGGGUUGAUUAUAAAAUGGAAGGAAUUAUAACUAAUAGCAAAGUUAAUGCUUAAGGAAAAAGAGUAAUGUUUUCUGACAAUGAAGAAUGUUAUAUACAUUAUCCUGACGGCAAUUCUAAUAGUAUCUCUGGAGUUUAAGAUGCAGCUCUCGAUAAUAACGGAACUAUCUUCGCAAUUGCAACCUAAGAUCUCAGUAAUGAUUAAUACAGACGAUUCGGUUCAGUAGCGAAAUUCUACUCUAAUAAGCUUUAUAGAAAUGUUGAAGUCUACCAGGAAAAACCAGUACUAGUAAAAUAAAAUGGUAACUUAGAAGACUUCAAUUAGCUCUGUGUUUAACAAAUCAGCGCUGGAUAGAAUAAUGGCGGGGGAUUAUUUGCCUUAAGUUGCGAAUAGCAAAAAGAUUCACUCUACUAAGUAAUGAGAUGGAAUUAAGGUCUUAAAAGUUGGGAAAAUAUUGACGAUACAUUUGCUGAAAAGAUUGCUACAUUUUCAAAUGAUGUAGUCUAUAUUUUUAGAUAAUCAAGCAUAUUUGAACUAACAAUUAAAAAAUGA
Messenger RNA from Stylonychia lemnae, 885 nucleotides. Lineage: Eukaryota; Ciliophora; Spirotrichea; Sporadotrichida; Oxytrichidae. The record is from the annotation of a GenBank genome assembly.